AUGGCAUCCAACCCCGAAGAUCGGGCCACCACCUCGGCCUCCGACAUUCCUCUCAAAGAUCUCGAAUCAGCUUCUGGCGCUGGAACAUACUCGAACUCCACACCGCGCUGGAAUGGCUUCUCCAAAUUCCACCCUUCAAACAUCCUCGCGCAUCCCGAGGGACCAGUGCCGAAGAUGUCGCAAGAGGACUGGCUAGGUUAUGCGGAAGACACAUUCUACAAAUUGGCAGUCGUGCUUACGCCGAGCUUCUUACAACACUGGGUGGGUGGUGAGGCAUCCGCGCCAUCGAAGCUCCAUGCGAUUGCCGCUCUGGACGGCCUGCGCGGCUGGGCCUGUCUUCUGGUCUUCAACUUCCAUUUCCUCUUCACAUACACAUGGAAGGUCGCAAUAGGAUGGGGAUUUGCGGGCGAAAAUUUCGGCAUUCAUCAGCUGCCUUUUGUUCAUAUGUUGAUAUCUGGCCACAUCAUGGUGGCCAUUUUCUUCGUGCUCUCCGGCUACGUUCUGUCAUAUAAACCGUUGAAGACGAUUCGGAGCAGGUCCUUCGAUCAAACAUUUGCUACACUUGCAUCGGGGACUUUUCGCCGGGCGUUCCGUCUCUAUAUCCCCGCCAUUGCUGGUAUUUUUUGCGUCUUUGUGGCGGUUCGCCUUGGGCUGUAUAAUUACUCCCAUGGUGUCAUUAAUGAGGGCCACACUAUUGUUGGAACCAAUGAACAGCACCCGCGCGUGUAUAAAUCCUUCUCCAAGCAGAGCGAUGACUUGUGGGACACAGUGGCGACAUUGCUGAAUCCGUUUGAGUAUUCGCUAUAUUAUAAUUACUACAAUCCGCAUCUCUGGACGAUUCCUCUUGAGUUCCGCUCCUCGCUUAUCCUGUUCGUUGUCAUCAUGGGAACAUCGCGUUUAGUGGCUCCUGUGCGCUUGACAAUGGUCUCCGGAUUGGUUUGGUUCUGCAUGCGCUAUGGUCGAUGGGAAAUCGUCCUAUUCCUAUUUGGCAUGCUGAUGGCCGAAGUAGAUCUGAUCAAUGGAACCUGGGAGCAACCCACAAGGCCAGCAGCGGAUGAUGAAAAGACGACCAUCCGUUUUGGCUCAGGCAGCAAAGUAACACUGAAUGUUUCUCGCCGCAGGCUUUGGGUCUCCCUUUUCGUGGUCGGUCUCUAUUUUGGAUCUUGCCCCAACAUUGGCUUCAAAUGGACGCCUUUCUAUAGAUGGCUGUGGCAUGUCACCCCCUACACAUACCCCGAACCACAUCGCUUUGCACAAACCAUUGGUGCCGUUCUCAUCGUCUUCUCCAUCAACCACUCCCCAGACAUUCAAAAAUUGUUCACCAAUCCACUGUCCCAAUAUUUGGGCAAAAUCUCUUUUGCUUUCUAUGUCGUUCACGGCCCAGUACUCCACUGCCUGGGCUACGCCCUCAUGCCGAAUAUCUGGAACAUCACUGGCAAAGAGACCAACUUUCAGUACUGUCUUGGAUUCCUCAUCGGAUGGCUCAUCUGCCUCCCCAUCUCCAUUUGGUUGGGCGAUAUCUUCUGGCGUGUCGUGGACAUCCCCAGUGUCAAGUUUGCGCGCUCGCUCGAAGACCGCCUCAUUUCCAAGGAUCCGGCUCCCCGUCUGCCGACUCUGUCGGUUACACAUGCAGAUUAA
This is a messenger RNA of Penicillium soppii, 1638 nucleotides long. Its product is annotated as acyltransferase family protein. The transcript has a single exon. Gene Ontology annotation, molecular function: acyltransferase activity, transferring groups other than amino-acyl groups. Gene Ontology annotation, cellular component: membrane. The record is from RefSeq and is a predicted model, not a curated record. The coding region runs from base 1 to 1638 and encodes 545 amino acids. Gene Ontology annotation, biological process: polysaccharide biosynthetic process. NCBI's taxonomy places the organism in Eukaryota, Fungi, Ascomycota, Eurotiomycetes, Eurotiales, Aspergillaceae.